AACUUGGCUCAAACUUGGCGAGAACCGCGUGCUUUGAGUGACCUGGGCGUCUGCUCUCGACAGGCGAUCAUGGGAGACGAGGAUGUGGCCCUCAUGAAGAUCACCGCCAAAAAGAAUGUUGCCUUCUACAUGCGUGCCGCAGCAUCCUUUCUGCGCGGCACGGAAGACAAGAAGCCAGUGCAGGAGCUUCGCGUGACUGCUCUCGGAGAGGCCAUUGGCAUCGUGGCCUCCGUGGCCUCACGCUGUGAGAAAGAAAGCCUGGCGACGAUCAAAGAAAUCAAAACAGACUAUGCGGACGUGCAGACAAACUCCGGCACCACGCGUGGCUGCGCACAGCUGCAGGUGGUGUUGCAGAAUACCUCCUCCGGUGCGAAGGCUUAA
Messenger RNA from Symbiodinium sp. CCMP2456, 381 nucleotides. The record is from the annotation of a GenBank genome assembly. NCBI's taxonomy places the organism in Eukaryota, Dinophyceae, Suessiales, Symbiodiniaceae.